Molecule: messenger RNA, 2581 nt
Organism: Balaenoptera musculus (blue whale)
Lineage: Eukaryota; Metazoa; Chordata; Mammalia; Artiodactyla; Balaenopteridae
Gene: RBM22
Product: RNA binding motif protein 22
Exons: 12
Coding region: 325-1587 (420 amino acids)
Cellular component (GO): U2-type catalytic step 1 spliceosome; Prp19 complex; U2-type catalytic step 2 spliceosome
Molecular function (GO): pre-mRNA binding; metal ion binding; U6 snRNA binding
Source: RefSeq, a predicted model, not a curated record
ACAGACCUCUCCAAGGAGAGAUGGAAUGUAGACUGGCUCACCUGUAGCACAGCAUGGGAGGAAGAAGUGUUGACCACCAUAUAAGCAGUUGUACUCGUGAUUCUUCAUCCCUUGCUGUCACCGCUCUGAAGAAGCACCAGGAAGCCAACUAUCAGGCGGAGAAAUUCUGAGCGGGCGACGUCAUGACGCACAAGGCCCGCCCAAGGGCGCACAAGACGCGUAAAUAAGACGUCGACGGCCGGCAGGCAGCCUCGGGGCCUGACGGGAUUGUGGCGGUCCUCUCUCCCAACUCGGAAGCUGCGGCUACCUCCGGACGCUUUCAAGAUGGCGACCUCUCUGGGUUCCAACACCUACAACAGGCAGAACUGGGAGGAUGCGGACUUCCCUAUUCUGUGCCAGACGUGUCUUGGAGAAAACCCAUAUAUCCGAAUGACCAAAGAAAAGUAUGGGAAGGAAUGCAAAAUCUGUGCCAGGCCAUUCACAGUGUUUCGCUGGUGCCCCGGGGUCCGCAUGCGUUUCAAGAAGACUGAAGUUUGCCAGACCUGCAGUAAAUUGAAGAAUGUCUGUCAGACCUGCCUCUUGGACCUAGAGUAUGGCUUGCCCAUCCAGGUUCGUGACGCAGGAUUGUCUUUUAAGGAUGACAUGCCAAAGUCCGAUGUCAACAAAGAAUACUACACACAGAAUAUGGAGCGAGAAAUUUCUAACUCUGAUGGAACACGGCCAGUUGGCAUGUUGGGGAAGGCCACAUCCACCAGUGACAUGCUGCUCAAACUGGCCCGGACCACACCCUACUACAAAAGAAAUCGACCCCACAUUUGCUCCUUCUGGGUGAAAGGAGAAUGUAAGAGAGGAGAGGAGUGUCCAUACAGACAUGAGAAGCCAACAGAUCCGGAUGACCCCCUUGCUGAUCAGAAUAUUAAAGACCGAUAUUAUGGAAUCAAUGACCCUGUGGCAGAUAAACUUUUAAAGCGGGCAUCAACAAUGCCUCGUCUGGACCCACCAGAGGACAAGACUAUCACCACACUGUAUGUUGGUGGUCUGGGCGAUACCAUUACUGAGACAGAUCUAAGAAAUCACUUCUACCAGUUUGGAGAGAUCCGAACAAUCACUGUUGUGCAGAGACAGCAGUGUGCUUUCAUCCAGUUUGCCACAAGGCAGGCUGCAGAAGUGGCUGCUGAGAAGUCCUUUAACAAGUUGAUCGUCAAUGGCCGCAGGCUCAACGUGAAAUGGGGAAGGUCCCAAGCAGCCAGAGGAAAAGAAAAGGAGAAGGACGGAACCACAGACUCUGGAAUCAAGCUAGAGCCCGUUCCAGGGCUACCAGGAGCUCUUCCUCCUCCUCCUGCCGCAGAAGAAGAGGCCUCAGCCAACUACUUCAACCUACCCCCCAGCGGUCCUCCAGCCGUGGUUAACAUCGCCCUGCCACCCCCACCUGGUAUUGCCCCGCCCCCACCCCCAGGUUUUGGGCCACACAUGUUCCACCCAAUGGGACCACCCCCUCCUUUCAUGAGGGCUCCAGGACCAAUCCACUAUCCUUCUCAGGACCCUCAGAGGAUGGGAGCUCAUGCCGGGAAACACAGCAGCCCCUAGCACAUUAUCACCACUCUGGGGAUCUACGGAAGAGAGGGCGCUUAAAAAUCCCAGUAAAUGAAUCUUGGAAUAAAUAUAUUUUUCCUUCCUUUGUAGUUUCCAUGAUAACGGAAUGUGUUCAGGUGUGGGCAGUUGGAGAACAACAGCCGUGCUUUCCUACAUGUGCUCAAAGGAUUGAUGGACCUGAAAUAAGCUGCCAUUAACACAUCUGGUUACUGCUAUAACAUUACUAAUAAAGCUUAAUGCGUCUUCCCCUUACCUGUAUGGGGAACAAGCAACUGGGUAAAUUGGAAUGUCCAGUGGAGUUACCAUCCCAAUUAAAUGUUCAUUUUGUAUCUUUUCUGGGGGGAAAAAGUUGACCUGCAGUAAAAAACCAAACAACUUUGACCAUUUUUAUGUCCAUUGGAUAUCUUCCUUUUUAUCAUCUAAAAAAAGAUUACUAGUACUAAUCAUUGUAGUGGCAAGAGUGUGAUUUAACGCUUCUAAAGUCACACUCAGAAAGACAAGUAGAAAGCAGCAGCCAGCACAGCCCAGGUCUUCUCUCAUCUCUCCUUUCCUCAUUUAUUACUAAAGGAGUCUGGCUGAUAGUAUUACUUCUUUAUGCUCCCAAAAAAAGACAAAGAUAAAAAUUACUUCUUAUUCCUGUCAAUCAGAUGGAAACACAAAUGUCAUGGGGCUGUGUAUCAUUGAAGAAACCUGGUGUCUAGGAUGAAAUUAUUUUAAAGAACUUCCACUAAAACACUUGAACAAACUGUGAAAGGAAAAGAAUUAGAGUGUGUUUGAAUGGAAGACUUGUGACCUAUAGCUGGAACUUUGAUCUUCAGCAUUCACCUUUGUGUGACUUCAGCGUCUCAUUUUAAUUCCCUGCUUCUGGGCAGGGGACUCUGGUCUUAGAAUAUUUGGAUAUAACUGAAUUGUAGAUGGCAAAAAAAAAAAAAAAAAUUGAUGUUGUGUUGUGGUUUUGUUUUUAAAAAAUUAAAACGGGUCAAUUUUC